Molecule: messenger RNA, 1929 nt
Organism: Chrysoperla carnea
Lineage: Eukaryota; Metazoa; Arthropoda; Insecta; Neuroptera; Chrysopidae
Product: sodium-coupled monocarboxylate transporter 1-like
Exons: 14
Coding region: 1-1929 (642 amino acids)
Biological process (GO): sodium ion transport; transmembrane transport
Cellular component (GO): membrane
Molecular function (GO): symporter activity
Source: RefSeq, a predicted model, not a curated record
AUGGAGAAACAAGAUUUUGGUGACGACAAACAGAUCAAUUCACAACCUCGAAAAAGUAAGAUCUUUGGUAAAGCGAACUCGUGUGAACAAAUUAACACUCAGUUUAAAAGUAAUGCACAAUUUGAAUUGUUAAAUAAAAUGGAUAUCCCAAAAAAUGUAUUUACUUGGCCAGAUUAUGUAGUAUUUCUUUCAAUGGUCUUAAUAUGUUUUUUAAUUGGGGUAUAUUUUGGCUUCUUUAAAGUAUCAAAAAAUGUUAAAGAUUAUUUAAUUGGAGGUGAAGACAUGACAAUAUGGCCAGUGGCAAUUUCACUUGUUAUGGGCUACCUCUCUGCCAUAACAUUUUUGGGAGGCCCUGCUGAAGUUUAUACAUUUGGUAUACAAUUUUUUUACAUAGUAUUAAACGACAUAUGGGUGGGAUUUAUUGGUAAUUAUAUAUACUUACCAGUUUUUAUGGAUUUACGAUUAACUUCAUCUUAUGAGUAUUUAGAACAACGAUUUGAUAAAUCUUUGCGACGACUUGGAUCAUUUUUAUUCAUUAUCACUCAGGUAUUAAGGCUACCAAUUGUAAUAUAUGCACCAGCAAUGGCUCUAAAUCAUGUAACUGAAAUAAAUACAAAUAUCUUAAUCCCAAUUGUCUGCGCAGUUUGUAUUUUUUACACUUGCGUGGGUGGAAUUCGGGCUGUAGUAUGGACCGAUUUCCUCCAAGGAUUUUUAAUGAUAUGUUCAUUAUUAUUGGUAUUAAUUAAAGCGACAUGGGAUGUUGGCGGAUUGGGAACGGUAAUUGAACGUAAUGUAGCCACUGAGAGGCUAGAAUAUCCGGACAUGGAAUUAAGUUUAACCAAACGAUUAACAUUUCCUGCUACAGUGCUUGGAGGUACAUUUAUUUUCAUCAAUGAUGGAAUUAUUAAACAGUUGAGGAUGCAAAGAUAUAUUGCUUUACCCACCCUAAAAAAGGCUCAAACGACAUAUUGGAUAUUUUCAAUACUAAAGUCGAUCUUUAUGGUAUUAUGUGCUUAUGGAGGACUUGUUGCUUAUGCAACAUAUUUUAAUUGCGACCCUGUUUCAACAAAGAUUGUGUCUACAAAAGAUCAACUUUUACCAUUACUAGUUCUUGACACAUUAAAAGAUUACCCUGGUGCAUCAGGAUUAUUUUUAUCUGGUGUUUUCAGUGCUUCUUUGAGUACUUUAUCAAGUGCCUUGAAUUCUUUGGCAGCUGUUUUAUUGGAAGAUUGUUUUAAGCCUAUUUUUAAGCAAUUAACCCCAAAACAGGAAGAAAUUAUUGCAAAAACUGUCGUUUUUGUCAUCGGAUUUAUUUCAAUUGGACUUGCAUCUAUGGUAGAAAAGUUAGGAGGAGUAUUUCAAUUAAACGUUACUGUUGGAUCAAUUUCUACGGGGCCCUUGCUUGGUGUGUUUACUUUGGGAAUUCUAUUCCCAUGGGCAAAUGCAAAGGGAGCAUUUUACGCGAGUCUUAGUGGUCUAUUCUUUAUGAGUUGGAUUUGUUUUGGCGCACAAUCAAUGGUAGCCUCGGGAUAUGUCCGUUAUCCAAUAAAACCAGUUUUCACAGAUGGGUGUACAUUUAAUAUUACAGAGCCUUUGAGCAUCCCGCCAACAAGGGAUGGCUACGAUGAUACCAAUGUAUUCUUCUUGUAUCGAAUAUCGUUUAUGCUGUACCUUGCAAUUGGAGGCAUAUUUACAAUUAUCUUUGGUUUAAUAAUAAGUUACUUCACUGGCUUUAAUAAAAUUGAAGAUGUGAAUCCUUUACAUUUAGCACCAUUUUUGAGACCAAAAACUAUUCAAAAUAUUCCAUCAGAAAAUAAACGACAGUAUAAAGAGAAAUUCGAUUCAAAUACAUGCAUGGAAGAAGCUGUGAAUUUGUUAAACAAGAAAAAAGAUCUAAGUAGAAAGGAACAAGAAAGUCGUCCAAACUAA